AUGCUGAUCCUCUUCUUCAGCUGGUGCUAUUGUUCCUAUGUGCUUGGCUGCUGGCGUCUCAACAUCGCCUUGAGCUGGUUCUGGUGGCGCCACUUGGAUGCUGGCCUCCAUGCGGUCAUGCACGGGGACUUCCGCACCCGCCACGACAUCCAAGCAGGCCUCUUCUGGAUCUACAGCUUGCUUUCGCAUCGGGCCAUGGAGUACUACUAUGGCGCUCGCGAGCUCAAGGGCAACGGAAUGAGCAAACACUGGUGGCAUCACAUCUAUCCCAACGAUCCAGGACGUGAUCCCGACUGGAGCACCAUGACAGGAGUGGCUUGGGUCCGGCGGCAUACGAGCGCCCAAUGGCAUCCUUGCCACCAGUGGCAGUGCUGGUACUGGCUGCCAGUCUCCAUGUUCUUGGAACCCCUUUUUGAACUCAUUCAGGUAGCCUGUGCACUGCUUGAGGCCGUGGCCUCCUUGUUGGAGCCGCCCAUGAACGGCCCCUACGUCUCGCGCUGGGCACAUGUGCUCGGCUUCCUUUGCGAGGUCCUCUUCAACCCGGGCUUUCAACUCGUCGCCUUUGGGGUGCAACCCUUUUGGAAGGCGUUGGGCGUGCUACUCUUGGCCCGCGCGACCAGCCGCUUGCUGCUGUACCCCUUCUCUGAGGUGCAGCACUACAUGCCAGAGCACAUCCUCAACCGCGAGGCCGCAGACGACUCCGCCGAGUGGGUGAUCGGACAGCUCCUCUGCACGGCGAACUUGGAGUUUCGGAACCGCUGGGCUUGGCUGAUGGACUUCCUGAUGUUCCAUGGGGACAGUCACCAGAUUGAGCACCAUUUGUGGCCUGCUAUGAGCUUCGUGCAGUACACAAAGGCCUCACAGGUGGUGAGGGCCACCUGUGCUCGCCUGCGGCUGCCAUACUACACAGUUGGCUACUUCGAGGGCUACCAGAAGAUUUGUGAACAGGUGAAGGAACACCGAAAACCGCCGCCCAGGCCGAAGCGGCCACGGUCCCCCGGUGAGGAGCCGUCGCCUUCAGAGUCCUCGUCCACUCGCACUCGCCGCAGAACGCGCGGUUCGUGA
Durusdinium trenchii is the source of this 1065-nucleotide messenger RNA. The record is from the annotation of a GenBank genome assembly. Lineage: Eukaryota; Dinophyceae; Suessiales; Symbiodiniaceae.